UCGAAAAUGGUGGCCACCGACACGGACGAACAAAAGGCGAAGAAGGUAUACCAUACCAAAGCCUCAGGAAAUGCGCUCGCAACGGUCCAGCAGCGCUCGGAGGCGCACGAACUGAAAUUAUACGGCAGCUGUUUCUGCCCGUUCGUUCAGCGCGUGUGGAUCUCCCUCGAGUUCAAGCAGGUGCCGUAUCAGUACAUCGAGAUCGACCCAUACAAGAAGCCGAAAGAGCUCGUCGAUAUCAAUCCCCGAGGGCUGGUGCCGGCGCUGAAGCACGGCGAUUGGGGGUGCUAUGAGAGCACGGUUUUGAUGGAAUAUUUGGAGGAUCUUCAGGCGGGAGAGUCGCUACUCCCAGCCGAUCCACGGAUUCGGGCGCACAGUCGUCUCUGGUCCGACCAUGCGAACCGCCAUAUCGUGCCUACCUUCUACCGCUACCUGCAGGAGCAAGACGCCGAAAAGCAACUCGAGCAUGCCGUCGACCUGAAGAACCAAAUCGCAAAACUGGUCACCGCAGCCGACCCCGCGGGGCCAUUCUUCCUAGGCCCAACGCUGUCAUUCGUCGACGCCCAAAUCGCCCCGUGGGUCCUCCGCCUCUCGCGCGUGUUGAAACCGUACCGGGGCUGGCCUGACCCGGAAUCCGGAGGUCGUUGGGAGACGUGGGUUAAGGCGAUUGAGGCGGAACCGGCGGUCCAGGCGACUACUAGCAAUGAUGACCUGUAUCUGGAUAGUUAUGAACGAUAUGCUGAAAACCGACCAAACACUUCGCAGGUUGCAAAUGCGGUUAAUUCCGGGAGAGGAUUGCCAUGAGACGAGCAACUGAGCAAAAAAAAGAAAUGGAAGGCUUCAUAUCAUGAUAUCACCGGCCGUAUGACGGUUAUCGUUUGCGAGGACUGAUAUCCAUAUCCAAAUUGAAUAGUAGCCGGAUCAAUAUUUUGAUACUAAGACGACGGCCUCAAAUAAAUAGGAAAUUGGAGAUAACAUCACGAGUCUUCAACUCCAACAUAUACUCCUCUCACCGAUGUACUACUUCAACAGAACAGACAAGAGAUUUGAUUCAUGUUAG
This is a messenger RNA of Eremomyces bilateralis CBS 781.70, 1060 nucleotides long. Its product is annotated as glutathione S-transferase. Gene Ontology annotation, cellular component: cytoplasm. NCBI's taxonomy places the organism in Eukaryota, Fungi, Ascomycota, Dothideomycetes, Eremomycetales, Eremomycetaceae. The coding region runs from base 7 to 804 and encodes 265 amino acids. The transcript is spliced from 5 exons. The record is from RefSeq and is a predicted model, not a curated record. Gene Ontology annotation, molecular function: glutathione transferase activity.